Molecule: messenger RNA, 679 nt
Organism: Solea senegalensis (Senegalese sole)
Lineage: Eukaryota; Metazoa; Chordata; Actinopteri; Pleuronectiformes; Soleidae
Product: histone H2B
Exons: 1
Coding region: 22-396 (124 amino acids)
Cellular component (GO): nucleosome
Molecular function (GO): structural constituent of chromatin; DNA binding; protein heterodimerization activity
Source: RefSeq, a predicted model, not a curated record
UGAUCUGUGUGAACUGUCAGGAUGCCUGAACCCGCCAAGUCCGCGCCCAAGAAGGGCUCCAAGAAAGCCGUGACAAAGACCGCCGGCAAAGGAGGCAAGAAGAGGAGAAAGAGCAGGAAGGAGAGUUACGCCAUCUACGUGUACAAGGUGCUCAAGCAGGUCCACCCCGACACUGGCAUCUCGUCCAAGGCCAUGGGCAUCAUGAACUCCUUCGUCAACGACAUCUUCGAGCGCAUCGCCGGUGAGGCGUCUCGCCUGGCUCACUACAACAAGCGCUCCACCAUCACCUCCAGGGAGAUUCAGACCGCCGUGCGUCUCCUGCUGCCCGGUGAGCUGGCCAAGCACGCCGUGUCCGAGGGAACCAAGGCCGUCACCAAGUACACCAGCUCCAAGUAAACACACUGCUCAGACUGGAACCACCUCAUCAACCCAACGGCUCUUUUAAGAGCCACACACUUUAUCUAACAGAGUUCAUAUGAUCUUUAUACAGUGUGGCAACUACGAACACUCGGCACCGAAGACUUACCCUUGCUUAUCUUAAUUGUACCUAUGUAAUAUUUGUCUAUUACAGGGUUCAGAAAGUUUUUGUGUUCUCAUAAUCACAUCAGACGUUCCACGUAUCGUAAAGUCGUGUACUGAGGUCUAUUAAUAAUAGUGUGUGUGUGUAGAAUGUUAUGAC